Molecule: messenger RNA, 1431 nt
Organism: Calypte anna (Anna's hummingbird)
Lineage: Eukaryota; Metazoa; Chordata; Aves; Apodiformes; Trochilidae
Product: tapasin-related protein-like
Source: RefSeq, a predicted model, not a curated record
AUGGCUGGGAGAAGAGAACAGAAGGAUGGGAAACAGGAAAGCGAAAGGGAAAACAGCGGCGUUGCUGCUGGCAGCAUCUGGGACCUGGUUUGCUUUCCGUGGGGAUUCCAGGGUUUGGGAGCAGCUGGGGAGGUCGCUCGGCUGCGGGACAGGAUGGUUGGGACCCUGAUGUUGUGUGGGGCCCCGCCUGCGGAGCCAGCAACUUCAUUUCACAAAGUGGAUAUCACCCUGGGCUGCUCCUACAUGAGGGAAGAUGGAAGAGGCUCACUCCUCACCCUUGGUGGCUUGUCCUCUGAGCAUCCUGCUACCCUUGUGCUGAGGGGUAGCAGAGUCAGAAAUAAUGGCUACUUAGGUGAUAUAGCUGAGUAUAAUGUCCCACAGAAAAAUCACAGUCACAGCGAACCUCUAAUAUUCUUUGCAGGGUUUCAGUUGGUACCCAUCCCAUAUGCAGAGUCCCUGCUAUAUAUGGACUGAGAUAGGGAAGAGGUGACCUGUGAGAUCCCAGCAGCCCAGCAGGGGACCCUGCCAUACUUUUCCUUAAUGACCACCCAACAGCUCUUGGUUGGGAUCAGUAUUACCCUGGUGCUGAGAGGCCCCCACUGCAUCAGCCAGAAGGAGAAGGAGCACAAUGCAACACUGCACCCAGAGCUGAGGAUUCCUAUGAGCAAGGUGGGGACAAUGCUAACUACAGUUGAAUUUCAGUCAUCAUCACGCAAGACUUCCCUGCACGUACGUCUUGGCAGCUCAGUCACCCUUGACUGCCACUUUCCCUUGGCUCCCAGCUCCUCACUAUCCCCCCUGGAGUGGAGGAGGCAGCACUGAGGCAGUGGCCUUACCCUUUUCCAGUACCAGGUGGGGAGCACAGGCCAGACAGCACAGCCAAAAGUCCAUGUGGAUCGUGGAGACAUGUCACUUAGCCUGCAAGAAGUCAGUGUAGGAGAUGAAGGGACAUACAUCUGUUUGCUGUCCGCUCCACUGUACCAGGCCCACCACAUCAUCCAGCUGCACAUAGCAGAACCUCCAAGAGUUCAUAUGAUUCCAGCAGUAGUGACACAUGAGAGAGAUGUGAUGACUACUUUGGCCUGCAACAUUGCUGGCUAUUACCCCCUGGACAUCUCAGUGAGCUGGACACAGAAGGCUCCUGAAGUGGAAAUCCCUGUCUCAAACAUGCGAUUUCGGCAAAGCCGAGAUGGCACCUCCAGCAUCACCUCCUACUUCAGCAUCAGCUCAGCCAAAGGGCAGGCACCAGCCACCUGCAUCUGCCGUGUGUCACACAUGGCCCUAGAAAAGCCCAUCUCUGUGAGCACCCAUCUUAAGGCUCCAGAGCAAGCAGAAUCAGAAGGACUGGUAGGGGCUUUCAUUGCUACCAAUUUUAUCGUUGCCCUCUUCAUUGUACUCAGGAGAAGAGGAGAUAGGAGUUCAACAUGCUGA